Molecule: messenger RNA, 945 nt
Organism: Penicillium roqueforti
Lineage: Eukaryota; Fungi; Ascomycota; Eurotiomycetes; Eurotiales; Aspergillaceae
Exons: 5
Coding region: 1-945 (314 amino acids)
Source: RefSeq, a predicted model, not a curated record
AUGCACUCCCGAGACGCAAAAUUUUCGGAAAAAGACAUUCCAGAUUUGAGUGGAUAUGUCGUGAUUGUUACUGGAGGGAAUUCUGGGAUCGGGUAUGAAACUGCGCAGCAGCUUGCUAUCAAGAAUGCGCGCGUUUACAUUGCGGGCCGCUCCCAAGAGCGAGUUCAAGAGGCUAUCCGGCAGAUGUCGCAGUCAAAUGUAACGAAGCAGCUAGAUCUCCGUUUUCUUCAGCUGGACCUGCAAGACUUGAAAUCUGUCAGGGCAGCCGCACUACGUUUCAUGACAGAAGAGUCGCGCCUAGACAUUCUGAUCAACAACGCUGGCGUCAUGACGGUUCCAUACAAACUUACUGUUGAUGGAUUCGAGACACAGUGGCAGGUUAACUAUCUGGCGCCUCAUGUCCUUACAUCAACCCUGAUGCCGCUUCUCUUGAAAACUGCAUCUUCUUCCGGCUCUUCCGACCGUGUGCGCGUUGUCAAUGUCUCGAGUGAUGCAGCAUUUUUCGGUCCGAAGACGUUGUUGCUGGACGACGUAAACAUGACCGAGACGAAGGGAGUGAUGGAACUGUGGCAACGGUAUGGGCACUCUAAGCAAGCGAGUAUCCGGGAUGCGAAAGAGUUGAACGAUCGUUACGGUUCUCAGGGGGUUACCGCAUACUCGCUUCAUCCGGGUAUUGUCCGAUCGAAUCUUCAACGGCAUGAUCCGACCGUCAUUGGCAGCGUCGUGCGAACUCUUAUGAAAUUUGCAGCUGGUAGCACCCCGCUAGAAGGGGCGUUGAAUUCUCUUUUCUGCGCCACCAGUCCGAAGGCGCCGAUUAUGGGACAAGGUCAGUAUUUCGUUCCGGUGGGUAAAUUGGACUCCCGAGCAGCAAAUUGGAUCAAUGAUUCGAAGACCAACAAAAAGCUUUGGCAACAAAGUGAGGAUCUGAUCAAGCGCUUGGUGUGA